UGGUCCUCUGAUACGUUUCAGAAUGCCACUGGUAAAAAGGAACAUAGACCCGAGGCACCUGUGCCACACAGCGCUGCCCCGAGGUAUCAAGAAUGAAUUGGAAUGUGUCACCAAUAUUUCCUUGGCGAAUAUAAUCAGACAACUGAGUAGCCUAAGUAAAUAUGCUGAAGAUAUAUUUGGGGAACUUUUCAAUGAAGCGCACAGUUUCUCAUUUAGAGUCAACUCCUUACAAGAACGUGUAGAUCGCUUAUCUGUCAGUGUUACACAACUUGAUCCAAAGGAAGAGGAAUUGUCACUGCAGGACAUUACAAUGAGGAAAGCUUUCCGGAGCUCCACAAUUCAAGAUCAGCAGCUGUUUGACCGCAAGACGCUGCCUAUUCCUUUGCAAGAAACUUAUGACAUUUGUGAACAGCCUCCUCCACUUAACAUUCUCACCCCUUACAGGGAUGAUGGAAAAGAGGGUUUGAAGUUUUAUACCAAUCCUUCAUACUUCUUUGAUCUGUGGAAGGAAAAAAUGUUGCAGGACACCGAGGACAAAAGAAAAGAAAAGAGGAAGCAGAAGCAGAAAAAUCUAGAUCGCCCUCAUGAACCAGAAAAAGUGCCAAGGGCACCUCAUGACAGACGGAGAGAGUGGCAGAAGUUAGCCCAAGGUCCGGAGCUUGCAGAAGAUGAUGCUAACCUCUUACAUAAGCACAUUGAAGUUGCUAAUGGCCCAGCUUCACACUUUGAAUCAAGAUCUCAAGCAUAUGUGGACCAUAUGGAUGGAUCAUACUCGCUUUCUGCAUUACCGUAUAGCCAGAUGUCGGAACUUCUGAACAGAGCCGAGGAGCGAGUGUUGGUCAGACCACAUGAACCACCACCACCACCUCCAAUGCAUGGAGCAGGGGAUGUGAAACCAGUACCUCCUUGCGUUAGUUCUACUACUGGCUUGGUAGAAAAUCGUCCUCAGUCACCAGCAACAGGCAGAACACCAGUGUUUGUGAGCCCCACUCCUCCUCCUCCACCACCGCCACCUCUUCCAUCUGCUUUGUCAACUUCAUCGUUAAGAGCUGCAAUGACUUCCACCCCU
Mesitornis unicolor (brown roatelo) is the source of this 1069-nucleotide messenger RNA. RefSeq names its product WAS protein family, member 1 (gene WASF1). NCBI's taxonomy places the organism in Eukaryota, Metazoa, Chordata, Aves, Mesitornithiformes, Mesitornithidae. The annotation marks the transcript as partial. The transcript is spliced from 7 exons. Gene Ontology annotation, molecular function: protein kinase A regulatory subunit binding; Arp2/3 complex binding. The record is from RefSeq and is a predicted model, not a curated record. Gene Ontology annotation, cellular component: SCAR complex; lamellipodium; cytoskeleton. Gene Ontology annotation, biological process: positive regulation of Arp2/3 complex-mediated actin nucleation; actin cytoskeleton organization.